AGGCAAGUGACACGCACAGGCUUUCGCACUAAGCUGAGGGGCAGAAGCAGCAGCAGCAGCCCGGGCUGGCAAAGCCGCGACCCUUAGCGCUUCCCCCUCAUCCCCACAGCGCACAGGGAGGCGAGAGAGCGCAGCGGGGAGCUGGGAGGGUCGCACCCUGUAGCGGGAGCAGCCGGAGACGAGCGGCGGGACUGGGUGACAGCUCAGAGUGGCAGCGCAGGGACUUACAGAUCACUUGAACUCCUCUCUGCAAGGAACCGGCACCGACACCGACUGGACCGGCCUCCCUCACAGCAGAACUUUUUCAUUGGACGUGCUGGAUAAGAUACAUAAAUGACAGCAGCAAGCUUCUAUAACAGAGAACCCAGCAACACUUCUGGUCUUCUGGAGCAGAAAUAUUCACCGUAUGCUGUCUUCUGGCGCUAUCUGUAGAGCCCAGCCAACUGGAGGUCCUAGAGGUAUGGCUUACUGGCUAUUCUGGGCUAUAGCAAUCCUCCUCUGCAUAGAUGGUUCCACAGCGGCCACGGACGUUUCCCAUGGAAGGCCAAGGAUCACCAAGUGCCGAUCACCCCAACAGGAGACCAUCACUUGCUAUUGGACAUAUGGAGAGUUUCGCAACUUAUCGUCCCCAAGCCUGAUAAAGCUUCAGUAUAAAAAAAAGAUUGAGGCCAACUGGACAGAUUGCCCAGAUACUGUAACCGGGGGAGAAAACAGCUGCUAUUUCAGUAAAACCUAUACUUCUAUUUGGGUCUCUUAUUGCACCAAACUUGUAAGUGAAGAUACUGAAUUUGAUGAUUACUGCUUCUCCGUGGACGAUAUUGUGGAACCUGACCCCCCUGUGGCCCUGAACUGGACUGUGUUAAACAUCAGCCUGACCCGUAUGCGCGUAGACAUCCAGUUAAGUUGGGAACCACCGCCCUCAGCAGAUGUUACAAGUGGGUGGAUAAGCCUGGAAUAUGAGGUUCAUAUGAAGGAAGCCAAUGAAUCCCAGUGGACAGUACUGGACAAAGUGCAAACCAAAUAUUUACCGGUCUACGCUCUGAAAACAGGAAAGGAUUAUUUCGCUAGGGUUCGUUGCAAACAACUCUCUAAUGGAAAAUUUGGAGAGUUCAGUGAAAUCUUGCAUAUACCACUAACAAUAUUGCCAGAGCCUGACCUUCCCGAUGUUCCAUUUCUCCUCUUUCUUACUAUCGGAUUAUUCGGCAUGUUGCUUGUCUUCAUUUUUAUUCUAGUUUUCAAAAAGAAGAGGUUAAAGAUGAUAAUCCUUCCACCAGUCCCUGUCCCAAAAAUAAAAGGGAUUGAUCCUGAUCUUUUGCAGAGAGGAAAAUUGGAUGAGGUGAACUCAAUACUGGCAUGCCAUGAUCACUACAAACCACAGCUGUACAAUGAUGACCCUUGGGUUGAAUUUAUUGAGCUGGACCUUGAUGACACAGAUGAGAAAAACGAGGGCUCCGAUACCGACCGACUUCUCGGAGAGGAACACAGGAAGACCCAUAGCUGCUUGGGUGUUAAGGAUGACGACUCCGGACGUGCCAGCUGCUGCGAGCCUGAUAUUCCAGAAACCGAUUUCAGUAACAGCGACACUUGCAACGGUACCUCGGAUUUAGGGCAAACUCAGAAUGUCAGAGAAAAUGAAGCCGAUCUUUUGUGCCUUGAUGAGAAAUCUAAUAGCGGAUCACCUACAAGUGUCAGCGUGCCAAACACAGAAGAAGGAAGCCCAAAGCCUGAAGCUGAGAAAACGUGGCCUGUAGCCGUGAGUGAGAACCAACCAACAAGCUUGCCCGUCCCGAUAACACUAAGCAAGUUGAGCAUAAAGCCGAGCAUGGACUUCUAUGCUUUGGUCAGCGACAUAACUCCUGCAGGAAGACUUCUCCUCUCCCCAGGACAAAGAAUGAAGAAUGAGAAUGAAGAAUGUAAUCAAGCAGUUAUUCAGCACCCAGCAAACCUUAACCAAGACAGCGCUUACAUUUGUGAGUCUGCUGUGACAGCUUUUUGUGCUGCGAGCAAGCCCAGGGAUACAGAAGCCAGCGUGAAGCCGAAUGUAAUUGAUGAUAGCUACUUCACCACAGAAAGCCUUAACAUCCCUGAGAUGAAUCCUUGCUUUGCAGAGAAGGCUUCAAGCUACGAUAUGCCUGUCUCAGACUAUACCUCUGUCCAUAUCAUAAACUCUCCCCAAAAUCUUGUACUCAACACUACUGUGCUACCAGACAAAGAGUUCCUCCCACCGUGUGGCUACAUGACCCCCGACCAAGUAAACAAAGUCAUGAAGUAGUCGUUUUUUUUUUUUAUUCUGUGAUGGUAUUUAAAGGCAUGGGCUCUUACGUUUAAACCAAAACACUGCAUAUAAGCUUUUUUUUUUUUUUUUGUGGUUUAUUCUUGUAAAAAGCUUAAGGGUAUAUAUAUAUUAAAUGUUAAGAAGAUGCCAAAAUGCUUAGCAAGAGAUUUCAUGUAUGUCAUAGAAUGUUAGAGUUGAUCGUGACUAGUUCCUGUUAAGUAUUCAUUUUGUGACCCUAAUCAUUGGAUGAUCAGAUUCAAUGAAAUCAUGGUUUACAGUAGAUUGGAAAAAAAAAAAGUGUUUUUUUCCGGAAAUAUUACGAGACCUGUAAAUAUGAAUUUGUGGAAUGGAAAACCGUAGGUAACCCAAGGUCAGGUUUGAACAAUGAACUCUUUGAGCACAUCCGUGUGAAUAUUAAGAAACAAAGAGCAUGAACUUUGAUAUUAGACACUGCAUGUUGUGCAUCAUGAGCAACUACGGAAUCAUUUAUUAUAGAGGUCGGCCAAUGUUUGAGCAGAGAUUGUCUGACUUCAAUAUCGGAUAACCGGUUCAGAACAGGGAGCUUUAGUUCAACUGUGCCUGGAGAGCCUGUGCUUGAUUAUUCCUGAAUUAAGGCAAAGUGAAAGACACUACCUUACAGUUAGAGAUGUCUAUAGUGCAGCAGCUGCAGGGAUAGCAGGUAGUAUGGUACAGUCUAUACACAAACAUGUACAAAUUGCCAGCUACAUACAUAGCACACAAGAAUUUACAACACUAAGGGGCUGAUUUACUAACCCACGAAUCCGACCCGAAUUGGAAAAGUUCCGACUUGAAAACGAACAUUU
Messenger RNA from Xenopus tropicalis (tropical clawed frog), 3099 nucleotides. RefSeq names its product growth hormone receptor (gene ghr). The record is from RefSeq and is a predicted model, not a curated record. NCBI's taxonomy places the organism in Eukaryota, Metazoa, Chordata, Amphibia, Anura, Pipidae. Gene Ontology annotation, cellular component: membrane. The transcript has 11 exons. Bases 407 to 2272 code for a protein of 621 amino acids.